Caenorhabditis remanei is the source of this 3690-nucleotide messenger RNA. RefSeq lists its product as uncharacterized. The record is from RefSeq and is a predicted model, not a curated record. Bases 1 to 3690 code for a protein of 1229 amino acids. The transcript has 12 exons. Lineage: Eukaryota; Metazoa; Nematoda; Chromadorea; Rhabditida; Rhabditidae. Gene Ontology annotation, biological process: tRNA methylation. Gene Ontology annotation, molecular function: RNA binding; tRNA (guanine) methyltransferase activity.
AUGUCCGAACCGAAAGGAGAAGAAGAGUUGACUGAAUCCCAAAUCCGGGCAGACUGGAACCAUCGAGCAGAAAAUGUCGAUGGGGAUGAACAAGUUGCGGACUUUUUAGCUCAUAUUCGGAUUGUUGACCAAAGUACAUUCCAAAUCGUUCUACCAACUCUCUGCAUUGUGGCAUCAAAACCAAUUACUGAACCGAGGGAAAAAGAUUUAGAAGCGAUAUGUGCUGAUGUAUUGCUAGAUGCUGAGUCCACUCGACCUUCACGUAGAGCAGUUCUCGCUUGCCUCAAGGAGUUUCGUUUUGGUUCAGCAUGGAGUGACUUUUUCACGUUAAUCGAAGCUCUAGAAGAACCGCAGUUUCAUAUAAUUCGUCCUGUUCUGCCUCGCUUCGAUGCACUUCUCAGUGCAGUUCGUGAAAACAAAAUCGAGUUUCUCUGGCUGAAAACUGCCCUAUUUCGUGCUAUUUCACACACAAACGGGUGGAUUCGAGUAUGGACAAUUGAAAAAAGUGUUGCUAUUGACUGUGAUAUUCUGAAACAGAACCAUCAGUUCAUAACUGAUGUUGUUAUCCCGAGCCUGAAUAACAAUGACGUCUUCUGGAGGCAAUUAGAAAAAUCAAAAAUACAAGAGUUUCUCCUUCAACUUGGUUCAACGGUAGACACCAUAAAAAGUACUCCAGGAUUCCUGCAUAAUCUUCUCAAAUCCGUCGAGUCACUAUCAUGUCCAACAGCAAUUUUCCUUGUCGUUUCGACGUUCACAAGAAUCAAAAGAGAAGAAAUUCUGAAUGACGAUGACGUGGCACUGAUGAGAAGAGUUGUGUUGAGAGUGAGAUAUAUUCCUCAUAGAUCUAUCAGAAUCACAACAAUACGAAAUCUUGUUAUAUUUUAUGCAAAUGUUGCUCAUUUGACUCCAAUUAUUCUCGAAGAACUAUCCAAUCUCAUUGGAUUCAUUUCUCAAGAUGCAACAACUUCGAUGAUCGAUUCGAUAUUCCAACAAAUCCACCAAAUUAUCAUAUCUACUGGGUAUCAGAGUUCCGAAGACCAUUGUGUAUCACUGUUUGAGAACAAAUUUGGUGAAGAUGUGAAAAAUUUAGAAUUACACGCUAAGAUGUGGUGGAUAUCAAUGGGAACAGAUCAAUCUCUUCAGGAAAAACUAUUCUCAAAAAUACAAUUGGAAGUUUCUGAAUUGCUAGGAGAGAAAACUUCACGUGAUCUUGCCACUCAGUUGUUUUUACUGAAAGAACGACCUAGCAAUCUGAAAUGCAACAAUGAUGUAUUGGAAUGUAUGAAGAACGAUCUUGGAGAGUAUAUUUUAAGCAAAGUCGUAUCGAACGAAGGAUCGAAACGCGAAUUCCAAUUACUUCAGUCACUCUAUAUUCCACUAUUUCUCAAGUACUGUUGCCAUUUGGUCACUCCAUUUGCAAUCGCAGUUAUUAAAGUGCUGACUGAAAUCAAAGAAUGUGAAACCACUGCUUUUCUUCUGACGUUUUUUGAGGCGAUUGUCGAGAAUGUUUCAGAAGAUCACCUGAAAAUAUUGGGGGCUAACUUCUUUGAAUACUUGGGAGGUAGUGACGUCAUUGGAAUGAAAAGGCAGAAGAAAUCUGUUGAUGAGUAUGAUAGCAAAGAAUUCAAUAGCAUUGUUGCUACUUUGCACUCUCUUCGCAUCAAGCUUCUGAAUAAAUUUAUCACGGAAGUCGAUGUCAAUUCAUUCCUUUCUGAAUGCAUCGAGCAGCUCGACAUUGCUUCAGCUUUCCCGGUGAAACAACAAAUUUGUCAUCUCAUUUCAAGAUUCAUUCGAAAAUGCUCUGAUCAUAAACUGGCAAUGCAGUGUAUCCGUGCUUGUUCGAAUAUUGUUAACGAAGAGAAGAAAUCAUUGAAUAGUUUACCAGCACUCGAAUGUUUUGUAAAUGUAACAUUGAGUGGUCCACAAAAUAACCCAGAAGUGUGCAGAGAAUCGAUUGAAUACAUUGAAUCACAAUUGUCAAUCGCCUGCCAAAGUACGCCAGUUGCACUGAUUCUAGUGAACGCCAUCACAAAAUACCGGACAAAUCUUAACAUUAGUUGGGCUCCAAUUAUUGUCAAGUUAGCCCUAUUUGGUCCAGUACCAAAAAAGGAAUCUCGUGUUCUUUCAUAUGCUUACUCUAAAAUUUUUGAUGAAGAAGACACACUUCUUGAGAAUGAUCAAAUUGAAAGACUGGAUGAAGUGGUUCAAAAAGCUCGGUUUAAAGCAGUUAUUCUGUCGCUCAAACUGUCCUCAGAAGGCUACAAAACCUGGCCAGCAGCUCUCAUCGAAGAAAUUUUUAAUGCAUCAGCUAUAUUGGAUCAAAGUUCUAGUAGAUCAUUCGGACUAUCUAUGGCUCAUAGGCAGAAAACUAGAGGAGUUGAGUUGUUACAUUUGCUGGCUGCAAAAAUUGAAGAUGAGGCACUUGCGUCAAAGAUCUUCGACUUUUGCAUCAGUUGCGUUGUGGAUCCAUGUCAGCAGUUCUCGAUAAAAUUGAUUGUCGAAUGGACUCUCGCAAGACUUUGCAUAAAGUUUGAGAAACUGUUCGAAAAACUGAUUGAUAGCGAUUUUGAGAAAAAUAUGGCAUCCCAAAGAAUCGGUUCAAUGUGUUCUUGGUUAAACGUUCUAAUGCUAAUAUCUCGUGCGGCUCCUCGAUUGGUCGACUCUUGUCUCGAUAAAGUAAUCGUUUGGUGUACAGCUCAAAAUUUCCCUGUUAGAUGUACUGCUCUCGCUGCUGCUCGUCUCAUGUUUUCCACUUUCGACAAGGAUCAUCGUAAAAAGUGGAGACUUGUGAAAUCAAUUGUUAAUUUCGAUGGAGAACCGUCCGGAAAUUCGAAACGUGUUAUUGAGAAUCUGUGUACAGAUUUUUACUUCGCCAAGCUGCAUAUCAAUGACCAUUUCGACUUCCAAACAAUUCUAUCUAUAGUUGCUAGUCGUACUGGAAUGCCACCAGAAGAAACAAUUUCUGAGAAAAUCAUCUCACAAUUGAAUACAGAUCCAAAUUUUGUCAAAUCAACAAAUGAAGACGUUGAAUUUCUCUCUGCUCCAUCAGAAGUCUAUUCUGCUCUUUCCAAAAAUGCUAGCUGUGCUCCGACUAUGGAAAACGAUAAUGCAGUCGACGACGAUGAACUAUUUGUUUCAUCUGAAGACCCAAUCGAAGAAGUCGUUACAUCAUCAUUUCAAAGAAAGAUUGUGAAGGACAGUGAAGUGAAAGACGAUGGAGUAUCAUUAAUUGUUGUUGCUUCUCUUGUGGAUAAACCAAACAAUCUCGGUGGAAUUUGUAGAACAUCGGAAAUUUUCGGAGUCGAUACUCUAGUCGUCGCUGACGUUCUUGUUGCACAAGAUUCGAAUUUCAAAGCAUUGAGCAUGAGCUCUGAGAACUGGCAAAAAAUCGAAGGAGUUAAACCUGCGAAUUUGCUCGAAUACCUCCAAGGUCUUCGAUCACAAGGUUACACUGUAAUAGCUGCAGAACAGACAACUGACAGUGUGAUGAUGCACAAUUUUGUAUUUCCGAAAAAAGCUGUAAUUGUGAUGGGUGACGAAAAAGAAGGAGUACCUGUCAACCUUCUGAGAGCUGUUGAUCAAACAGUCGAAAUCAAGCAAGUUGGACAUACGCGAAGCUUGAAUGUGCACGUUACAGCUGCAUUAAUGAUUGCUAAAUUUGCUGAACAAGUCAGAUUUGCAAAAAAUUAA